AUGCCAGCUUAUGCUAAAUUCAUGGAGGAGAUAUUGUUCAAGAAACAGAAAGCGGAAGAGAAAUCGGUGGUGAAGCUCACAGAGCAUUGUAGUGCCAACUUGCAGAAUAAGCUCCCUAAAAAAUAUGGAGAUCCAGGGAGUUUUACAAUACCUUGCUCUUUCGAAAGUACUAAAUUUAAAAAAUAUUUGUGUGAUUCAGGUGCUUCCAUUAAUAUUAUGCCUUUGUCUAUUUUUAGGAAAUUAGAGGGAGAUAUUGGAGAGAUCAGGUCGGUACCUGUGUCCUUGCAGCUGGCGGAUCAGACCACAAUCAUACCGGAAGGAAUAGUGGAGGAUGUGCUAGUUCGGGUGGACAAUUUUGUGAUUCUGGUGGACUUCAUUGUGGUGAAUAUGGAGGAGAAUAGGGAGGUCCCGCUGAUUUUAGGAAGACCCUUUUUGGCUACGGGCAGUGCAAUUCUAGAUAUUCAGGAAAGACUGUUCAUGCUCAGAGUGGGGCAUGAAAGGCUGAUCUUCAAAAUGGAAGGAGAAAGGGGGGCCCUGAAAGAGCAAAUCGGAAAGAGUGAAGCUGAUAAGUGUGGGGUGUACCCAAAUAAGGCAAAAAAGAAGCUCUCAGCGUGGAUGUGUGCACUAGGUUGA
This is a messenger RNA of Nicotiana attenuata, 633 nucleotides long. RefSeq lists its product as uncharacterized. The record is from RefSeq and is a predicted model, not a curated record. The transcript has a single exon. NCBI's taxonomy places the organism in Eukaryota, Viridiplantae, Streptophyta, Magnoliopsida, Solanales, Solanaceae. Bases 1 to 633 code for a protein of 210 amino acids.